AGCUGUGAGGGGAGCAGAGCGAACAGCCGGGGAGAGAAGCACAGGGACAAAGACGCGCUGCUCCUCAGCUCAUCCUCUCCAGCAGGUUGGAAAAGGGCGCACUGCUCGUUCUUUGUCGGUCAAAAUCCGUGGCAUCAUGCUGCACCCAGUUGCCCUUUACUGCGCUCUGUUCGCCGUGCUGUUCGCGCUGUGCAACGCCCAGUCAGACUCUGGCACCCCUGGGAUCCAGCUACGUCUCGCCGGGGAGAAGCGGAAACACUAUGAGGGCCGCGUGGAGGUUUUCUACAAUGGAGAGUGGGGGACGGUGUGUGAUGAUGACUUCUCCAUCUAUGCCGCCCAAGUGGUGUGUAGAGAGCUUGGCUUCUUGGACGCAGAGGCCUGGUUGCCUUCCGCCAAGUACGGAAAAGGAGAAGGCCGCAUCUGGCUAGACAACGUGCACUGCACUGGUGGAGAGAAGAGUCUGGCUCAGUGUGAGUCCAACGGCCUCGGAGUGUCUGACUGCAAACAUUCAGAAGAUGUCGGGGUGGUGUGUAACCAGAAGCGCAUUCCAGGCUACAAGUUCAUCCGGAACCAGGCCAAUAGUGAGGAGAGUGUGACAGUGCAGGUGGAGGAUGUGAGGAUCAGGGCCACGUAUUCUCACAGGAAAAGGAUUCCCGUCACCGAGGGGUUUUUGGAGGUGAAAGACGGCGGCAAGUGGCGACAGAUCUGUAACGAAGAGUGGACGCCGAUGAACAGCAGGGUCAUCUGUGGCAUGUACGGCUUCCCUGUUGAGAAACGCUUCAAUCACCGACCCUACAAAUUGCUGGCCAACCGUCGUAAGAAGAACUACUGGGGUUAUUCGGUCAACUGCACAGGCAACGAGUCCAACUUGUCCGACUGUAAACUGGGCAGGGAGAUAGAGCUGAAGGGCAACAGCACCUGUGAACAGGGCAUGCCUGUCGUGGUCAGCUGUGUGCCUGGACGUGCCUUCGCUCCCAGCGUCAGCAUCGGCUUCAGGAAGGCCUACAGGGUGGAGCAACCCCUGGUGCGUCUAAGAGGCGGAGCCAUGAUCGGCGAGGGGCGAGUGGAGGUGUUGAAGAACGGCGAGUGGGGAACAGUGUGUGACGACAACUGGAACAACCGAGCUGCCACCGUGGUGUGUCGAGAGCUCGGAUUUGGAAGCGCCAAAGAAGCCCUGACUGGUGCCCGGAUGGGACAAGGGAUCGGCCCGGUCCACAUGAAUGAGGUGGAGUGCUCUGGGUUUGAAAAGUCGCUGACUGAGUGCCACUUCAACCGCGAGUCGGUGGGCUGCAGCCACGAGGAAGACGCAGCUGUCAGGUGUAAUGUUCCUGCCAUGGGCUUCCAGAAGAGACUUCGGUUAAAUGGUGGCCGUAACCCCUAUGAGGGUCGUGUGGAGGUCCUGGCAGAGAAGAAUGGCUCUCUGGUGUGGGGCACAGUGUGCAGUGACAGCUGGGGGACCAUGGAGGCCAUGGUGGUGUGCAGGCAGCUGGGCUUGGGCUUUGCAAGCCACGCUUUCCAGGAAACAUGGUACUGGGAAGGAGACUCCUCGGCUGAUGCAGUGGUGAUGAGUGGAGUGAGAUGUUCAGGAACUGAGCUGACUCUGGAUCAGUGUCUGCAUCAUGGGAAACACGUCCACUGUCCCAAAGGAGGUGGACGCUUGGCUGCCGGGGUCUCGUGUACUCUGACGGCCCCUGACCUGGUUCUCAGCGCGCAGGCUGUGGAGCAGACCACAUACCUGGAGGACAGGCCCAUGUACGCUCUGCAGUGUGCCCAUGAGGAGCACUGUCUCUCCAGCAGCGCUGACAACGCCGACUCCAGCUCCUACCGCCGCCUCCUCCGCUUCUCCUCCCAGAUCCACAACAACGGCCUGUCAGACUUCAGGCCGCGGGCCGCUCACCAUUCCUGGAUUUGGCAUGAAUGUCACAGACAUUACCAUAGUAUGGAGGUUUUCACCCACUAUGACCUGCUGAGUCUGAACGGCACUAAAGUGGCACAGGGACACAAAGCCAGCUUCUGUCUCGAGGACACGCAUUGUGACGAGGGUAUCCAGAAGAGGUACGAAUGUGCAAACUUCGGUGCACAAGGAAUCACAGUUGGCUGCUGGGAUACCUAUAGACAUGAUAUAGAUUGUCAGUGGGUCGACAUCACGGAUGUGAAGCCCGGCGACUACAUCUUCCAGGUUGUGAUUAACCCCAACUACGAGGUUGCAGAGUCAGAUUACACCAACAACAUCAUGAAAUGCCGCUCUCGGUACGACGGACAAAGGAUAUGGAUGUACAACUGUCGUACAGGUGGCACACUGAGUUCAGAAACAGAAGAACUGUUCCCUGGAUUGUUCACCAACCAGAUUUCACACAGGUAGAAACCGAGAUGGACGACAAGGACGGACGGACGGACGGACAUUAGUGAAGCAAAUAUUAAUAAUUGACAACCACUAGAGGGGGCUGUGCAGCUUUGCUUCCUUGCAGAGGUGCUGAAUUAAUGUUGAGCUCAGGGCUCAACUGGUACAAAGGACAAUGACUAAAUGGGAAGAAAAAAAAAAGACCUGCUUGCUUACUAAAUGUAUAACCAGCUGUACAAAAAUGUUCUUAUCUCGUGUGUCUUGCCAAUCGUUGUUAGUGAGAUGUAGCUUUUGACCUGGUGCUUAAUGAGAGAGACAUCAGGGAGGAUUGCAGCCAAAUAAUUUAUUUUGAAUGAACUGUGCCAAACAGUUCAAGGCCAAAGUGUCCAGGAUUUGGGGAAAAGCCUCAAACGAAAAAACCCUUUAGACGAGACGUUGAGUUUGCUUGGGAUGGAUGAAAACAGUCUGCUGCUAAAUCUGGUGCUACAUGUGGUUUGAAAUCUUACACUAUAUGUUAGUUUUCUCUAAAACAGAUGAACUCAAACUGGUGUAUCAAUCACAUUAGCUUCUGCAAUAUUGGACUGUUAGAGGGCUUCACGAGAAACCAAAAAUAAGUGCAGUACAUGAUAGUUGUACUGUAUUGUACUCCAGAGCAAAAAGGCACAGUUUUACGGCAACAACACAGAUGACAAGACAAAUGACUCCUGUUUCCAAAAGAGCUGUAUUGAACUUUCUACAAAUAAUGACAACUUGUUACCACAACUGCAAUAUGGGCAAGUGAAAGUUGGAUUGUCAAGAGCCACUCUGCUGAAUACAGCAGAUUUAUUUAUGCCAACAGUCGCUUGGAUUUGUUUCAUGCAGUAUUUCUGACAAUGUGUGAAGAUUUACAGUCACAAAUAUAAGUCAUAGUUAAGCUGAGAGGGAAAGUGCUUUUUGCUUGUUCACCACAUACUUGAGUUCACUUUUGAAAAAUGUUUUAUUUAUUGUCUUUUUUUCCUUGGUUGUUACAGUAGACAUACAUUCUCACCUUCAUGAAAUGCACAUCCCCUCAGCUUAUUUUUCACUUUUGUUAAAUUAUUACCAUCAGGGACUAUGAUGACAUUGUGGAUGCACUGUAACAUCCACACACGUGUGUGAAAAUGACUUGUUGUAAAUGAUUCUUUUUUUAUGUAGAGAAUUCAAUGACCCCUCUUUUUAUAAGGGUACUUGUUAGUUGUUGCCUGACCGUUUUUAUUUUGUAUGCAUGAGUGAAUGUGGAAAAGCAUUAAAUCUUUUGAAAUAAAAGUGGUAAAAGCAGA
Messenger RNA from Scophthalmus maximus (turbot), 3639 nucleotides. RefSeq names its product lysyl oxidase-like 2a (gene loxl2a). The transcript has 14 exons. Gene Ontology annotation, molecular function: copper ion binding; protein-lysine 6-oxidase activity. Gene Ontology annotation, cellular component: membrane. Gene Ontology annotation, biological process: sprouting angiogenesis; peptidyl-lysine oxidation. The coding region runs from base 137 to 2362 and encodes 741 amino acids. Lineage: Eukaryota; Metazoa; Chordata; Actinopteri; Pleuronectiformes; Scophthalmidae. The record is from RefSeq and is a predicted model, not a curated record.